Magallana angulata is the source of this 1679-nucleotide messenger RNA. RefSeq lists its product as uncharacterized. Bases 83 to 1465 code for a protein of 460 amino acids. The transcript is spliced from 12 exons. NCBI's taxonomy places the organism in Eukaryota, Metazoa, Mollusca, Bivalvia, Ostreida, Ostreidae. The record is from RefSeq and is a predicted model, not a curated record.
CUUGCUGUCCAAUGAGAAGCAGUUCAAAGAGAAAGUAGAAGGUUAACUUACAAAACGUGGUUUUAAAACUUAACAAAUAAGUAUGCUUUACUUUAAUAAGAUUCGUCCUUUGGUAAUUGGGAUGGUUCAUGUUCAUGCAUUACCAGGAUCUCCAGGGAACACUUUGAAUAUGGGCAGGAUUUGUGGUGAUGUAAGGACACAAACACUUAUGUAUAAAAGUGCAGGGGUGGAUUCCAUACUGAUAGAGAACAUGAAUGAUCUUCCGUAUGUCCAGGCCAAGGAUAUGGGACCAGAAACUGUAGCGUAUAUGACGUCCGUUGGUGUAAUAGCUAGAAAAUAUUUCAAUGACUCAUCACCCUUUUGUCAAACACAAAUGCUGACCAAUUCCCUGCAAAUCCUUUUGAAAAAUCUGCCAAAGGAUGUGAAGGAAAGUGCAGAUAAUGCAACCAUUAGUAAGAAUUUUACUGGAGGAGAAGAAGUACAAACUGCAUCUUUUCCAAACUUCAAAGAAACUGGACAUGGAAAAACUGAAUCAGAAGCAAGACUUAAGGGAAUACUUGAAAUAUAUGCCAAUUAUUUAGAUAAAGAAAAGCUAAUAAGUAAUGAGCAUAAGAAAAUGAAGGACGUGCGGGAUGAAAUCCAAGGAGCAAUGCACAAGUUUCUACGGCAAAAUGAUAUACCUUACUUGGGAAAGCUGGAAAAGUACUGUCACAGAACUAAAUCUUCGUCUAAGUUCGCACUAGAUACCCUGUCCAAUGGCCUGAACGAAUAUCCACUGUACCAUGGAAAACUAUUCAUUGAUGGCAAACUGGCCGCUGAAACAAUUGAAAACAAAAAAGACCUGGCUCACAAGAAAUGUGUGAAUGAUUAUCUGAGAGGAAAAAUUGGUGUUCAGAUUUUGGCUGGAGCAAAUAAGGAGGCAUUGGCUGUUGCUCAUUCUGCAGACUUGGACUAUAUAAGAGCAGAAGGGUUUGUUUUUUCCCAUGUAGCAGAUGAAGGAUGGAUGGAUGCUUGUGCUGGCCAGCUACUUCGUUACAGAAAUUAUAUUGGUGCUAAUAACAUACAAAUAUUUACAGACAUAAAGAAGAAACAUAGUGCUCAUGCUGUGACAUCAGAUGUCAGUCUUGUGGAGAUGGCAAAGGCAGCUGAAUUCUUUGGGAGUGAUGGAGUUAUUGUAACAGGGACAGCGACAGGGGAGCAGACCAACCCAGAGCAUGUCCAAGAUGUGAUUAGCAAUGUCUCCGUUCCAGUGUUGGUCGGAUCUGGUGUGAACUCUGAUAAUGUUGCAGACUACAAAAAUGCCAGCGCAGUCAUUGUAGGAAGCCACUUCAAAAGAAACCAGGAUUGGAGACAAAGAAUAAACAUACCCCGUCUUUAUCACUUCAUGGUUAACAUAUUUUCAGAUGAGAUUGACUUUGACAAGGUUUUGGAGACUGAUAGUGAUAGUGAUUUGGAUGUAAGAUGAUGGCAUGAAUACCCUGUAGGAUGUGUGUGAGGAAGGAUGCUUAAAACUGAUAGUUAAAGUGAUUUGGAUGUGAGAUGAUGGCGUGAAUACCCUGUAGGAUGUGUGUGAGGAAGGAUGUUUUGAACCUUGUACUGGUUUUUUAUGAUGGAUGAUAGUGGACACUAUUUAUUUUUAGGAAUAAAAACAAAUCUCAGGUUUUGUUUGUUUUUUUUAC